AGAACGAAGCAGGCAGCCAUCUUGUUUUUGAGUAAAAAUGUGUUGGUAGGUUGGACUGCUUGAUUUGCUUUCCUUAUUUAGUCAGUUUUCCAUUUGGAACAGCAGUUAGAGACAAGAAGAAAAAACAACAAUAAACAAAAGGUCCCAAAGCUGCCAAUCCUGCCAUAAGUUAGUCAACAAAUGGCGCCUACAAAGAAAAAAGUGAAAGAAGAAGAGUAUGCUGUCCCAUCUGUGUCAAGGAAAAGAACAGCAACUGCUGGCCCAGCACCCAAAGUUAAAAGAAGUGUCGAGUCACUUGCACCUUCUACUUCUAACAAUAAGGAUGCUGUUUCAUCCAAGAAUGCUGCGUCUAAGACUUUUAAGGCUGCCACCACUCUCAGAGUUGGGAAAACUAUGGAACCUGAGGUUGUUGUGAGAAAAUUUGUAGAGUUUCUUGAAACAGUUCGAUCAAAACAAGAAAGGGAUGAUAACUACAACAAACUAAAACUUCAAGAAGUGACUGCAACCUUGGACACGAUGAGCAGACCUACUGUCAUGAAAGCUGUGCCUGAAUUUGUCCAUUCCGACGAUGCUCCAAACCUUUUGAACAUGCUCUUGGAUGGAUUGGGGGAGAGUACGAAGCACGGCAACAAAAUGGUAUUUGCUGUAAUGAAGUCGGCUAUCACUGAGUUGCGUGACAAUGAUCAUGUGUCGAAAGCCCACGCCUCAAGAAUCGUUAAGGUCCUUAAUAUUCAAAGUGAGUGUCAGUUAAAUUCUAGACAGAUUGAAGUAACCACGGAGCUCACAAGAUUAUUGAUGCAUCGUAAAUGGAAAUAAAUCUUGGGUUAACUUUUA
This is a messenger RNA of Daphnia pulicaria, 834 nucleotides long. RefSeq lists its product as uncharacterized. NCBI's taxonomy places the organism in Eukaryota, Metazoa, Arthropoda, Branchiopoda, Diplostraca, Daphniidae. Bases 181 to 816 code for a protein of 211 amino acids. The transcript has 5 exons. The record is from RefSeq and is a predicted model, not a curated record.